Penicillium cinerascens is the source of this 183-nucleotide messenger RNA. RefSeq lists its product as uncharacterized. The transcript has 2 exons. NCBI's taxonomy places the organism in Eukaryota, Fungi, Ascomycota, Eurotiomycetes, Eurotiales, Aspergillaceae. The record is from RefSeq and is a predicted model, not a curated record. Bases 1 to 183 code for a protein of 60 amino acids.
AUGAGCCGAACUUGCAUUGAGACCAACGCCUUUCUAUUGGCAACUCGUCCGCUGGUGACCGACCGCCAUGAAGACUGCCUGGGCCGCCACAAGGGCGUCCUCGGCACUGGUAUGGGUGUGGUCAAUGAAAAGUGUCCAUCGACGAUGUCUGCCCCCAGGGACUCAAAGAUGCUUGCGACGUAG